ACCGCGGGCGGCGGAGCAGCUCCCGGGCUGUGGGGUCCGCACAGGGCCGAGUAGGUUUGAACCUGGGCGCCCGACUUAUCGCGGGGCCGGGACAGUGGGGACCGCCCCUGAGAUCCCUUCUCUGGAGGCCUGCGGCACGUCAUCCCGGGCCUCCUAGAGGAGGGUCUAAAACAGGGAAAGCGGCCACCCCGUGAGGAGGGGACCAGGCUCUUUGCCUGCGAGGAUCGCCUGGCUGCCCUUCAGCCGCGAGAGAGGUGUCGGCUCCCCUGAGUGCAGAGGAAGAAACUGAGGCCGAGAAAGAUACCAUUGUGUGGUUUGAAUCGGGAACGAAGCCUUCUCAGAGCUAAGAGCAGAAGCCUUUUUGGUCAACAUGGAGGACAAAAGGCGGCGAGCCCGCGUGCAGGGAGCUUGGGCCGGCCCUGCUAGGAGCCAGGCCACGGCUCAGCCAGCUCCCGCUGCUCAGAGCCGUCUCCACCAGAGGCCUGGCCAGACCUGGAUGAACAAGGAGCACCAUCCAUCGGACAGACGGUUUGUGUUCAGAGAACCCCAGGAGGUGGUACGCAGAGCCCCAGAGCCACGAGUGAUCGACAAAGAGGGUGUGUAUGAAAUCAGCCUGUCACCCACAGGCGUAUCCAGGGUGCGUUUGUAUCCUGGCUUUGUUGACUUGAAAGAAGGCGACUGCGUGUUGGAGCAGCUUUGCCGGGAGGUUCCCUGGAAGCAGAGGACCGGCAUCAGAGAGAAUGUAACUUACCAGCAACCGAGACUUACAGCAUGGUAUGGAGAACUUCCUUACACUUAUUCAAGGAUCACUAUGGAACCAAAUCCUCACUGGCAUCCUGUGCUUCUCACACUGAAGAGCCAAAUUGAAGAGAACACCGGUCACACUUUCAACUCACUGCUCUGCAAUCUUUACCGAAAUGAGAAGGACAGUGUGGACUGGCAUAGUGAUGACGAACCCUCGCUGGGGAGGUGCCCCGUCAUUGCUUCACUCAGUUUUGGGGCCACACGCAUCUUUGAGAUGAGAAAGAAGCCCCCACCAGAGGAGAACGGAGACUACACGUAUGUGGAGAGAGUGAAGAUCCCCUUGGAUCAUGGGACCCUGCUGAUCAUGGAAGGAGCCACCCAAGCUGACUGGCAGCAUCGAGUGCCCAAAGAGUACCACUCAAGAGAGCCGAGAAUCAACCUGACGUUUCGGACCGUGUAUCUAGACCCGAGAGGGCACACUGAUGGGAGGUCUUUGCGAGAAGCCACGUGAGAUGGAGCAGACCUCCCACCGUGAAGAAGCUUCCAGGGGCUGGCUCAGCUGAUCCUGUGCUGUGGCUGUUUGGAAGAUGAGGAUGGGACUUGCUCCCCAGCUUGGAGUCCUGUUAAGUGAGAGCCAGCAGUUCAUGUCCUGCUAUCUUCACUGUGGGAGCAGUAAUCCCUAAUCAUAUCUUGAAGUCACAUAUUUUCUUUAGGCAAAUUAAAAACUGCUGUGGCUGUGCUCACAGAUGAUUUUGUCCAUGAGCAGUGUUCCCCCGUCCUCCCCCGCUUCAUUUGGAGAAAUAUGAAUGGACUUUGCCUCCGGGGCAAAUCCGCGUGUGUUUGUUCCUUGUGACUUUAGCGCAGUGGAGAUAUAAAUAUGCGUCAGCAGCUCUGGAGCCUUCCGUAGGCAGACAGCUGCUGAAGCCCAAACAGAGGUGGUUUCCCAGAGCCUUGUGGAAGGCUGCCUCGGCUCCUUGACUUCUCGGCCUGUGCGCCAUCAUCACGGGAAGCUGCGGAUUCUGGGAGCACUUUCUUGAACUGCGUCUCCUGCCUGUCUGUCUGCCCAGGACAGACACACUCAGACAGGUUACAGGCCUUGGCGUAAAGAGCGAAGGCAGCCUUCUCUGGCCCAGCCAGCUUCAGGCAGCCACCUGGACUCCUUGUAACACAAGAGGAAGCUGUCCUCUCACAGGGAGGACUAAUGGAGUGAGGUCAUGAGAACUUGAGGCUGAAGAGCAGCAGCUGCCCCGCUCGCCACAGCUGUCGCACAUGGAUAGUUUCCCCUGGAGAGUUACUGGAGGCAUUGCAGCCCGGGCCAGACAGGAGCGGGAGCGGGCCUGCGGGGAAGAGGCUCAGUUACCUAAUAGCUGUGUUCGCUUUAGCCUUCAGUAGCCGAUGACUAAGGCUUUCUUCUGACUCAAUGUUCUCUUAGACACAAGAUCCCGAGAUUCAGGGGUCAGUCCGUGAUGUCACCCGGGUUCCCAAAACAACAGAGGGGCUGCCCCUUAUUGCAUCAUAAAAGACGGCAUCUUCUUGACCUCCUGCCUUAGGAGCAGUGUGCCAGAUUACUUCCAAACCAAGACCUGGAAAACCCAAGAGAAAGAAAGGAAAUGGAUUGAAAUGGAUGAAAACAAGGCAGGAGAGUUAGCCUCUCCCUCGAUGCCUGUGGGGAAAGCUUACAGAGCCUUCUUGCUUUUGAUCUUGUUUCCAUUCUGUGCUGGAAGAUUGAUGAUCCCCAGGAUUGCGGUCAAGGGCCACAGGCUGGGCAGACUCCUCCCCAGAACUCAGAACGCUGUGCCUGGCUCGCUGUGGCCUCCGACGAGCUGUCUGGCUUCUUGUGUUGGAGUCCCUUUCUUGUUUUCCAGUGUUGCAUGUGUAUAGCUCCUUUCUCUAAGAGUACUAAAUGCUUCGUGAAAUCUGAGCAUCGUACUAAGCCUUUCUGUGAGGAAGAUACGAAUCACCAUAAAAAUAAAACCUCUAUCUAAUUCUGAGCUUUUCCCCUGUUAAAACAAACACGACCCAGCCGGGGCGGGGGGUACAGCCAGUUUUGGUUAUGAGUUUGAUGGACGGCAUUGGGAAAUUCCUCUUGCAUUCCCAUGGAGGAGAGAAUGGGCAGAUGGCUGCGGUCUUGCCACAUCCCUCCUAAGGCUGGGUCACGUCUCCCCCAACGUCGGCCGCCGCCAUGAUCCUCUUGUUCAUGGCGGCCGCGGCUGUCAGGGACGCAGGUCCCUGCCCUGCAGCACACUGCUCGGGCCACCACCUGGCUUUUUGCAUCUGAGCGCCGCAGGCUUAGGUUUUGUUUCUUGCUGUCAAAUACCACAGCUGUCACCACUAAGAUAAUGUCCCCUCUGAAGUGUCGAGUAAGUACUUGCCACGGGGUGAAAGUGCAGGGUUUAGGACUGGACAGGCGUUCCAGGCCCUGGUGAAGGACAGCCAUGCUCAGGGACCACACAGCCUGUUGCUGUGUUCUCCUGGCCAUAGCUCUUAAUUAGGAAUGAGGAGUGAGGCUAUUUUUGCCAACAUUACUUACAAAGCUGAAGAAGCGACUCUAAGCGCUGUAGUGCAAAGAAAAACAGGUUUCGUGUUGUAGCUGCCCUUUGUUUGAGCUGGAAUAACCUGCCAGGCGCUGUGCUGGGAGCUCUUUCUGCAUAGUCGCUCAUCUCCCUGCAGCCUUCCAAGAAGGAGAGACUGUUCCGGUUGUGGAGACCGGGCAGGAGGUUUCCAGGAGGACAGGAGUUAAGCGCCAGAAGCAGAAUUCAAACCACAGGCUAAUCCCUAAAUGGUGUGCUUUUUCCUCGCUCGUGCUGAAUUUAGGCGGAAUAGCCUACUGGGCUUCCCCGGGACCCUGAGCCUCGGGCUUGCUCCUGCAGAGCUGGCCACCCAGCUCACCCCGGUGCUCCGGCAGCGCUGACUCCCACGCUGCCUGGUUUGUUCCCCGGCUUUCCUAUGCAUCAGGGCGGGCACCGACGCCCCCUCUCUCCUUAAUCAACAUUAGCAUCUUCCCGUCAGAAACUGCUGCCAACUGGACUAGUAAUUGGCCAUUUUUACUGGGGAAGCUCAUUUUGGGGGACAGAUUCUCAUCCAACCUUCCCGGCAAGCAGCCGAGAACAGCAUUCCUGACCAUAUGCAAGCAGGCAUCCAGAGGCAGACGGCGGCCCCUCCCCUCUUACUUGUGAGGACAUCUGGGGACUGAAUGAUGCCCAGACUCCGUAUCAGGCUGCACUGUACUUGCCGACACCACAACUCCACUCAGCAGCCCCAAGAAACAGGGCAGGCUGCACAUGAAGAAUGUCCUGACAACAGCAACAGGCCUGAAAGCACGAGUCGGAACAGUGUGAUCCCUUGCAUCGAUUGUGUCCCCAGGAUCGAAAUCAGGGUCCACAUUGUCCUCAACUGAACCACUAACCCUGGUGGCAUCGAUGACUCCUAAUAAGUUUGGGUCCCAGCUCCUGUACGUGCCGUUGCCGUGAGGCACUCCCUCCCUGCUGCCUUCAUGCCUGAUAUGACCCUUCCUGGGGGGUGGCAGGUCCGUGGACCUGGUCAGUAAGUGGCAUUGUGUCUUGACAACCCCAGAAGAGUUGAGUGGGCGCUGCGAGAGCAGCACGCUCCAGCUGGAGGGCUUCAGAGAAAGCCUUGACACAUGCCGGGCCCUGCCCUGCGGGGAAUAGUUCUUGGAGUUCUGGCUGCUUUCACUUGGCUGCAGAAUAUCUGAGACCCACUUUGCCUUUUCUGGUCAUAAACACAUGUAGUGUUGAAUCUGAA
Messenger RNA from Equus quagga, 4506 nucleotides. RefSeq names its product alkB homolog 3, alpha-ketoglutarate dependent dioxygenase (gene ALKBH3). The coding region runs from base 371 to 1255 and encodes 294 amino acids. Gene Ontology annotation, biological process: DNA repair; DNA alkylation repair. Gene Ontology annotation, cellular component: nucleus. The transcript has 10 exons. NCBI's taxonomy places the organism in Eukaryota, Metazoa, Chordata, Mammalia, Perissodactyla, Equidae. Gene Ontology annotation, molecular function: dioxygenase activity. The record is from RefSeq and is a predicted model, not a curated record.